Molecule: messenger RNA, 1390 nt
Organism: Chaetomium fimeti
Lineage: Eukaryota; Fungi; Ascomycota; Sordariomycetes; Sordariales; Chaetomiaceae
Product: 3-beta hydroxysteroid dehydrogenase/isomerase family-domain-containing protein
Exons: 2
Coding region: 128-1246 (372 amino acids)
Biological process (GO): steroid biosynthetic process
Molecular function (GO): 3-beta-hydroxy-Delta5-steroid dehydrogenase (NAD+) activity
Source: RefSeq, a predicted model, not a curated record
GAGGCGCCAAGAGAGAAACAUCAUCUCUCAGCUACGUAGUUUGUCUAUCCGUUAUCCUCUAUCAUCAAUUGAUAGCUAAUUCCACCAAACCGAUCUCUAAAACGAAGUAAUACCACCAGACAUCACAAUGGUAUCCGAAAAGAGGCCGACUCUCGGCUCCGUCAUGGUCAUUGGCGGUUGCGGAUUCCUUGGCCACCACGUUGUUCGCGUGUUGCUGAGAGACUACAACUGCUCUGUUUCCGUUAUCGACCUACGAUGCACUCGCAACCGGAGGCCCGAGUCGGAUAAUGUGGCAUACCACGAAGCCGACAUUACCGAUGCCGCCAAGGUCGAGAGCAUCUUGAGCAAAACCAAGCCCGAUGUUGUGAUCCACACCGCGUCGCCCCCUGCACAAUCCAACGACAGUGUCUCGCAUGCCCUUUUCAAGAAGGUCAAUGUGGACGGGACCGCGGCCGUGGUUAAGGCGUGCCAGCAGACGGGCGUCAAGGCGCUGGUGUAUACGAGCUCAGCAAGUGUGAUGAGCGACAACGCGAGCGAUCUGAUCAACGCCGACGAGCGGUGGCCCAUGAUCCGUGGCAGCCAGCAGACCGAGUACUACUCGGAGACCAAGGCCGCCGCCGAAGAACUCGUCCUCGCCGCCAACCGCGCCGACGAAUCCCCCAACCUCCUGACCUGCGCCAUCCGCCCCUCGGGCAUCAUGGGCGAGGGCGACACCAUGGUGCUGUACCACCUGAUCAACAUCCUCCGCCAGGGCCGUUCGGGCGUCCAAGUCGGCGACAACGACAACCUCUUCGACUUCACGUACGUCGAGAACGUCGCGCACGGGCACCUGCUGGCCGCGCGCGCGCUCCUCCUGACGGCCGCGACCAAGACAAUCCCGCUCGACAUGGAGAAGGUGGACGGCGAGGCGUUCCUCAUCACCAACGACAGCCCGGUCUACUUCUGGGACUUUGCGCGGUCCGUGUGGGCGGCGGCCGGCUCGCCGCACGGCACCGAGCACGUGCGGGUGCUCCCGCGCAGCGUCGGCAUGGUGCUGGGCUACCUCAGCGAGUGCUUCUUCUGGGCCAUCAACAAGCCGCCCACCUUCAACCGCCAGCGCAUCGUCUACAGCUGCAUGACGCGCUACUACGACAUCUCAAAGGCCAAGAAGAGGCUGGGCUACAUGCCCCUGGUGAGCCUGGACGAGGGUGUGAAGCGGUCCGUGAAGUGGUUUCUGGAACAGCAGGAGGCUAGCAAGAAGGCGUGAUGUGGAUAGGAGGGGGUUAAUGCUGGGAUAACGUCCUAGAUUUUGAGCGUUGUGUGUACACGGGAAAAAGGGAGUCUACCAUGUUUUGAUACCUACGAGGAGCGCGUAGCUGUUUUCCCGUUCAUGUCUAAUAUAUUAAUGGCA